AUGGACUCCUCACACUACCGUAAAAUUGAUCUCCAGUCUUCUGCAGACUUCACCUAUCUCCACGGCAACGCCGUCGCGCUGUCGCGCCAGAAACUCGACUUGCAUCUCCCUCCUUCGGCGAACCCAGAUGACGGGCCCGACCCUAUGCGCGAACGGGUUCGCGAGUUGGUCGAUGAUUUCAUAAACCGCACCUUCUCCUCCGCCUCCGCCUCCAUCGCCAUCAACGGUCUCGAUUCUUCAUCUCCAGAGUUCCCUUUCCCCCAGGGGCUUACAGGCCCGGCGGAAACCGUUGAAUAUGAGCCAUACGAUGCGAAAUUAGCGGCGCGGGUUUCCUCGUUGUACGCGCAACUGGAGUCGCUCACCACGACGGUGGCUCAAUUGAGACGAGAUGCGCCAGGGAAAGCAGCCAGCCAAUAUGCUGAACAAUUAAAUAAGGCGAUCGAGGAGGACGACAAGGAUCUUGACGAAGAAGAGGAGGUGGGGGAGGAGGAAGAUGAAGGGGAUCAGGACAAGAAUUAUGAUGUUGAGAUGCCCGACGCAACUCAGCCUCAACCAGUAGACGCUGCUAGUACGACGGCUCAAAGGAGGCGGCGGAAGCCUUCCAAAAACUCGUCAGUGUGGAACCUGGAUAUCCCGCUAGGCACAGAACACGAAGCUGAGCGGUGGCAUAAUGGGGAAAUCGCAGAGGUUUACGAAGAUGCGUUGCGGACUAUACUUCGACUUCAAGGCGAGGCUGCGGCUGGGGAGAGUGGGGAAACCCAGUCCGACGGAUUCGAUGGAAAUGCACUGGCAUCUACAGUUGGUAAAGCUGAGCGGGCGAGUCGAGCUGUCGAGUUUGUAGAGAAAGUUUGA
Molecule: messenger RNA, 852 nt
Organism: Aspergillus calidoustus
Lineage: Eukaryota; Fungi; Ascomycota; Eurotiomycetes; Eurotiales; Aspergillaceae
Source: the annotation of a GenBank genome assembly